Bufo gargarizans (Asiatic toad) is the source of this 1856-nucleotide messenger RNA. RefSeq names its product ST8 alpha-N-acetyl-neuraminide alpha-2,8-sialyltransferase 6 (gene ST8SIA6). NCBI's taxonomy places the organism in Eukaryota, Metazoa, Chordata, Amphibia, Anura, Bufonidae. The record is from RefSeq and is a predicted model, not a curated record. Gene Ontology annotation, biological process: oligosaccharide metabolic process; N-glycan processing. The transcript is spliced from 8 exons. The coding region runs from base 83 to 1234 and encodes 383 amino acids. Gene Ontology annotation, molecular function: alpha-N-acetylneuraminate alpha-2,8-sialyltransferase activity.
GUCUGCAGACAGGUGGGGGCUCCCGGUGACCUGGGAGGGCGGCUGGGCAGCUGCCGCUGUCAUACCCGGGGGCACGCCUGGCAUGUGGGUGCAAGACAUGAAGAGGAGCGCGGGCAUCCUGCUGCUGACCUGCCUGCUGCUGCUGCUGCUCACUGGAUGGCUGACCAUCCGGGACCCGCCACACUACAGGCCUGGAAAAACCACAACCAGAGUGGGACUGGUCAAGCCUGAAGUGAACCACAUAAUCUCAGCACCGAACAAUUUCACGACCGACGUAUUCUGCAGAGAUAUUCCGGAUCGCCUCCUGACGGUGUCCCUUAGGAAAAGGUACUCAGAAGAUUGCUACAUCCAGGCUGUAAAUGAAGUGCAGAACUGUACGUGGCAAAAGAAUCCUCAGGAAUAUAGUAGAUUCAGAUUUUACCUGUCUUCCUGCUGCAACGCAGUGAACAACUUCAUAGUAUCCCAGAACAAUACCUCACUUGGAAGUAACAUCACUUACGAAGUGGAAAGUAAGAAGAACAUUUUAAUUGCAGAAGACAUUUAUAAGAUGCUACCAAAGUCACAACCCUUUGAAGGAAUCCCCUUCAAGCAAUGUGCUGUAGUUGGAAAUGGCGGAAUAUUAACUAAUAGCAGCUGCGGUGCUGAAAUCGACCAGUCAGAUUUUGUCUUUAGGUGUAACCUCCCACCUAUCUGGGGAAAUGCGGUUGUCGAUGUUGGAAAUAAGACAGAUUUGGUCACAGUCAACCCAAGUAUUAUUGCUCUUAAAUAUGGAAAGCUUAACGAGAAGAAAACAGCCUUUCUGAGAAACCUGACGAGCUACGGCGGUUCGUUCCUCUUAUUACCUGCAUUUUCAUACAGCAGUAACACUGCCAUCUCUUUCGAGGUUCAUAAUUUGCUGAAGAAACACCAAGCGAAGCAGAGAGCAAUUUUUUUCCAUCCCAAUUAUCUUAAAAGCCUGGCUCAGUUUUGGAGGGGGAGGGGGGUGAGGGCCUAUCGGCUCUCCACUGGGUUCAUGAUAACCAGCGCCGCCAUAGAACUCUGCGAGGACGUGAAACUCUACGGAUUCUGGCCUUUCUCCAAGAAUCCCAACGGGAAACCAAUUAGCCAUCACUACUAUGACAACCAGCUGCCAAAGCCAGGCUUUCACGCCAUGCCUAAAGAAUUUUAUCAAAUCCUGCAACUCCACUACAAAGGGGUACUCAAACUGCAGAUAGGGGAGUGCCAGAAGAGGUGAAGGGCGCUGCUCGGAUACACCAUUAAAAUGCUGAAAUGCGGAUGUCAGAUUAUGUACCCUUCUGGGAAGUAUAAGAGAUGCCAUAAUGAGGUCGGACAAGGUGCCCACAUGGACCACUGUGCGCCAUGUCACGGAAGAGGGCGACUUUUUUUUUACCGCAUGCAUAUGGACACACGGUGGAAAUAUAAAAAAAUCGCUUUACUUUUACCCCAUGUUAUCAAAUUAAUGCUUCAGGCGUGUAGAGCGUCAGCGUCGCUGGAUUAUAGGCGCAUGUCAAAUUAACAACUAGCAAUUUGCACCUGGGUUGGGGGUGAAAAUGUGACGUAUGAAGCCAGUGUGGAUCUGUAUUGGCUAAAGUUACUUCAACCAUCUCUAUACACAUAUUAUUUUUAUAGAUAAAAGAGCACCCCCCGCCCUCUUAGAAUUAAAGGGGUACUCUAGGCAUUUAAAGGGGUUUGCCGGUUUGCAUCAGCAUCCUCUAAAACAAUAAUUUAUAAAGGUCGCUGUAAUUCUGUAAUGUAUUUCUUUUACCUAUCUCCCAUUCUAGACUGUGGUCACAUGACCGUGUCCAUGCAGAUCUUUCUUAUUUCCUGUGAUGUUAUGUCCAUGGGCGGGGCAGUGA